AUGAUGUCGGCCCACACAGUGAAAAGGAGGAGGCUCAGCCCCUCCCCUACAAAUUCCAAUUCUCCAGCUCAGUCGCAAAUCUCCAAUACGACCCCAACGAGCUCGAAAGAAGAGACUCCCAAAACAACUCAAUCCGUUGCGCGCAAGGAUGACCCUUUGGCCAAGAGUCACCAAGGGCGCAGAGGGAAUGAAGAUGGAUCUGCAGAGCUGGCCAUGGCUAGUGGCUUCUACAAGUCUAGCUUUUUCAAGUUGCAGAUGGACGAGUUGCUGACCGGACUGAGACCGAAUUACGAAAAGCAAAUUUCAAAGCUUCAGGAUACUCUGCACAAGUUGAAGGAUACAAUCGAAAAUCUACCCGACAAAGAAUCGAAAUCUGUGGCCGAGGCCGAGAAGGAGCUGCGCACAGUCUCCGAGAUCGUGAUUCCGUGGCCUGAGCCCCGACCGGCCAAGGACGCCAAAUACACCAUGUCGUACGCGAAGCCCGCAAAUAUCAAUGUGGUGGGUAGUGUCAUUUUGAAAACGGGAGCCAAGACAACAGAGUCUCGACCGGUCGAUUUGGCUGUGACGAUGCCCAGCUCCAUCUUUCAGGAUAAGGACUAUGUCAACCAUCGCUAUUUCCAUAAGAGAGCAUACUAUAUUGCUUGCCUCGCCGCUGGAAUACAGAAACAAAUGGAUGCUUUGGGACUGGAUGUCAAAUUUGGAUUUCAGGACGGUGACAGUCUUCGUCCUCUGAUUCUAUUGGAGCCUCGUCCAACCUCAAAAAAUGACCCGACUCCCCAGCCGCCGAUUAUUCGAAUCCUGACUGCCAUUGAACCAACUCUAUUCCCAAUUACCCGGACACUCCCGAUAAGAAGUAACAUCCGACAAGGCUCAAAGGACCAAUCAGAAGCAGGUGAAGCAGGUGAACCCACUCCAUAUUACAAUGCCAGCCUGCGCUCCGAGGCCGCCGUCUCCCUUUACCACAAAUACCUCCAUUCAACCGCUCAGAAGUGCGAAUCGUUCCGCGAUGCUUGUGUCUUGGGGCGCACUUGGCUACAGCAACGUGGCUUGCAUACCUCUUUUCAAAGCGGAGGAUUUGGAGGCUUUGAAUGGACAGCACUCGUCUCCCUCUUAUUUGAGGGUGGCGGCCCAAGCGGUCAACCGAUUCUUUUGCGGUCGUAUAGUAGCUAUCAGAUAUUCAAAGCUACCAUGCAGUUUCUGGCUGGAAGGGAUUUGACAACUCCCUUGCUUCUUUUCGCAAGCAACGUUCCCGUUCCUGAUGGGGGUCCUGUCUUGUAUGAUGGCCGGAGAGGGCUGAAUAUUCUGUACAAGAUGACUGUUUGGUCUUACGCAGCGCUUCGACACGAUGCAUCAAUCACCCUCAAGAUGCUUAAUGAAUCUCGCGAAGAUAACUUUGACCGAGUCUUCAUCGUUAAGGUUGACGAACCGGCGUUGCGGUUCGAUCGCCUCAUCUCAUUCCCCAAGGCAUUCAACGGCGAUACCCUCCGUGCUCUUCGCGAGCAGAACAAUUUAUACACCACACUCUCCAAGGCUCUUGGAGACCGUGUUAAGCUUAUCUCUCUUACGAGCCAAAGUGCCGAAUCUUGGUCCACCCGAGCGAAGGCCCUGACCAAGAAAGCGAGCCAUAGCCUAUCCGUGGGACUUCUACUCGAUGCAGAUAACGUUGGUCGGGUGGUUGAUCACGGCCCUGCCGCAGAGGAGAAAGAAGAGGCAGCCUCGUUCCGGGAGUUCUGGGGUAAUAAGUCAGAGCUUCGGCGAUUUAAGGAUGGUAGUAUCUUGGAGAGUCUGGUUUGGUCUGACCAGCCAUCUGAGGACUCCAUUGUGCUCCAGAUCUUGACUUACGUAUUCCAGCGGCACUUUCAGAUCGCUGAGGAGGACUUUUCUUUCACUGGAGAUGAAUAUGACGAUUUGCUCCUAGACGAAGGUGAUGGUAUCUUGGCGUAUUCCAGCGCUCCUUUUCAAUCCAUCAAAGAAGCUUUCGGUGACCUUGAGAGAUCAAUUGGAAACAUGGAGGAAGUCCCAUUGACCAUUCGGCAUCUAGCGCCGGCUAGUCCAUUGCUGCGGUACACUGCGCUUCGAGUGCAGACUCCAGGUGGAGCUCAAGAAUCGGCAGAUAUUGUCCUUCAGUUCGAAAGCUCUUCACGAUGGCCCGAUGACUUCGCAGCAAUCCAGAUGACCAAAGCCGCCUUCUUGUUGAAGAUCGGUGACUCUUUAGAGUCAUCGGGUGCCGCUUCAUCCUGCCGGGUUGGCCUGGAAAACGAAUCCAGCAAGGUACUGAACAAUGUGUACCUGGACAUUUCCCAUACUUCCGGUUUCCUUUUCCGCCUCAGAAUCCACCAUGAUCGCGAGCAAACACUUCUUGAACGUCAAUUAAAAGACAAAAGCGUCAACCCCCGAGAGCGGGAAGAAAUUGCGUACGCUCUUUUCACAUACAAGCGGCUGUUUCUACAAGCUCCACGUCUGACCCAAGCAUUGCGAAGUCUCUGUACUCGCCUUCCCUUGCUGUCACCUACAGUCCGCUUGGUCAAACAUUGGUUCAAUUCUCAUCUCUUCUCGGCCCAGGUCUGCGAUGAGUUGAUUGAGCUACUGACGGUUCGGGCUUUUACGCAACCUUAUCCUUGGGACUGUCCUUCGAGUGUCAUGACUGGGUUCUUGCGCACUCUCCACUUCCUCUCUCGCUGGGAUUGGCAACAAGAGCCGUUCAUCGUUGACCUGAGUGGAGAUCUGACCCCGGAGAUUACCGAGACCAUUCGCACCCGAUUCAAUGCCUGGCGCAACAUUGACCCUGCAAUGAAUACUGUUGCCCUGUUUGUCGCAUCUGACAUUGAUACCGACGGCGUGACCUGGACCCAGUAUGAAAUGCCCUCGAAGGUCGUUGCUGGCCGGAUCUCGGCCCUAGCGAAGGCAGCAGUCAGCUUACUCCGAAAGGAGAGCCACGACCUCGAAGUAUCAGACCUCUUCCAGACGUCACUUGCCCCUUACGACUUUGUUAUAAAUCUGCGUCCGAAAUUCUCAGGCGAUCGGUCCGCCUCAGUUUCCAAAUAUAAGAAUUUGGUUGAAGGGGCCUCCAAUCAGCCCGGCGCGCUGGCGAUUGUGAAGUCAUUUGUGCAUGAUGUUCAGGCAUGCUACGGCCAAAGCGUCCUUCUCUUCCAUGGAGAUGAGCGGUGUGGCGUCAUUGCCGGUCUAUGGAAUCCGCAAACACUGAAGCCACGGAAUUGGAGCUUGAAGACGGCCUACUCGACAGCCCCAGCUGGCUCCAAGGAGGGUGCCGACCGCGUCACAAUCAACCAGCAGGCCAUCUUAAAUGAGAUUAUCCGGCUGGGGGAAGGUCUUAUUGAUACCGUUGACGCAGGCGAUUUGAAAGCAUAG
This is a messenger RNA of Penicillium longicatenatum, 3369 nucleotides long. Its product is annotated as rRNA-processing protein UTP22. Gene Ontology annotation, biological process: rRNA processing; tRNA export from nucleus. The transcript has a single exon. The record is from RefSeq and is a predicted model, not a curated record. Gene Ontology annotation, cellular component: CURI complex; small-subunit processome; UTP-C complex. NCBI's taxonomy places the organism in Eukaryota, Fungi, Ascomycota, Eurotiomycetes, Eurotiales, Aspergillaceae. The coding region runs from base 1 to 3369 and encodes 1122 amino acids.